UGGCAUUUCAUUGCCUUGGCGAAGACCUCGAAAAAGGUCAAAGUCGCGCCUGCUUUGGAUCGUGACUUGCAAUCCUUAGGCUUCAGCCUUCAACCUUCAGGCACCUUCAUUGAGGUCCUGGAUAAGGAUCAAGAAGAUUGAUUUUAGCAAUGUAACAGUAGAGCUUCUCCGCCCAAGCGGCAGGUUCCAGGAACUUGUGGUUGAUUAUGAAGGUAACUUAGCAAUGAUGUGAAGCAAGGCAGAGGAAGGAGUAUUGUAAAGGACGGGUCCUUGAAGUGCUUUGGGAGUAGAUUGCCAGUCGAGGGAAAAGGAAGAGGAAGUCCAACGCAUCACUUGCCUUCAAUUCAAGGCUAUCCCAAACUGCAAAGAACUAACGAACAAAAUCUCAAGCAGCUCAAAUGUGACCCGCUCUAUCAGCUGAAAGAACACAGACUUUGUGCAGACGGUCAACUCGUCAGAACUCUCACAAAAAGAAUCUUUUGAGUAGAAGAAGAACCUUCUGAACAAGAGGGUAAGAGGAACGUAAUUCCGCAUCCGCUGAGUGAAGUGGAUUUUGUUCACAACAAUUGCUACUGGUAGACUACCUGCCUUGACUGAAGUUGUUUGCCCAAAGGAUUUUGCACUUGCUGAAGCAUUCAGCUUCUUGUGAAAGAGAACACGAGCCAAGCAGAUACGUGCGCAUACAAGCAGACGAAAUAGUAGCGGAUAAGCAGACGGUGUCACGAUGGGGGAUGCGCCGUUCACGGCGGCAUUAGCUGCUGGUGCAAAGUAUGCGGCCCCAGCAGAGAAUGCCACGAGUGCGCCUGUGCCCCAAGCCAUGUCAACCAGCACCAGUGGGAAUAAGCACCUGCCAAAGGCCCCUAUGCUCUAUGCCUGGAUCACAACUAUGGCGCAGCUAGCAAUGCCAGAGCCUGGCUAUGGCAAUGACAGCAGGUUCGAUGCUAACCAGAAGCAAGGAUGGGGUUUCUCUGAGGCUCCGAGUGGGGCCUCAGACUCCCCAGCCAGCAUUCCAACUGUCUUCCCCGCCAACGGCACUUCGCAAGCCCCCCUCGUAAUGCACACCUCCCAGCCUCCAUCAGAUGACCCCUACCAUAAUGCACGCCCUGCUCAAGCUAAUGGACAGUAUCCCGGCGACCCCCCCGGCUAUGUCCCCUCCCCCUCUGGAGACCCUGCUAACCUCAAGGUAGACCCCACCCCAUGGAGCCCCCCCCACCCCCCACCCCCCGUCGCCAUCCCGCAGCUCCCUGCUCUCAUUCCGCUGAAGCUGGUCAGCCUCCUCUCCCUCGAGAUUGAGUGCCACAUCAGCACGGCAUUUGUGACAAUGGAAGCGAGCUGGCAGCUAGGGUGUGCUGCCAAGGGAACGAAGGUCGACUGCCUAUUCGCACUGCCUGUGAGUCACCAGGGGACGGUGACGGCGGUAGAGAUUGAUAUGGGGGGCGGGAGAAUGUACGCCACUCUAGUUGUGCCGAAGGACGAGGCAGCAGGGUACGGCGCGCAGGGCAGCAAGGACGCGAUCCCGCAGGACAGCGCAAAGUAUAACCCUCAGCUAUUCAGGCUUACGAUUCCUCAGGUGGAUGCGGGGUCAACCCUCCAGCUCAAAGUCACCUGGUUCCAGCCCAUGCUCUUUAACCAAGGCAAGUACGGCGUGCGGAUACCUUUACAGCUCCCCCCCUGGGUUCUUCCAAGGGGAUCCCCCUUGAACCAGGCCCUGAGCGUGCGCUGCCUGAUCAACACUGGGAGCAACCAACCAGUCGGUCUUGGGGAGUUCAGCCACCCCAUGAAGCAGACCCAUGUGGCACCCGGGCAGAUCGCUCUGGUCACGGACGCCUUCAAGGAGUGGCCCGACAGCGACUUUGUGGCGUCCUAUCAGGUCUGGUCCCAAGAGAUCCUGGCGUCCCUGAUCGUCCAGUAUCCCCAAAAGGAGCCCGAGAAGGGCAAGACCUUGGCCGAUCCCAGGGGGACAUUUUGCCUGUCUGUCUCGCCCCCCGACCCGGAGCACGUGCAGAGCUUCAAUCGGGCGGUCGUCUUUCUGCUUGACAGGAGUGGGAGCAUGGACGGGCAACCAAUGCUCGACGCCCAACAGGCCAUCGUCCAAGGUUUGCAGCUGCUGCGCCCCGAGGAUCGGUUCACCAUCAUCGGAUUUGACCACGAACAAGUCUCCUUCUCGCCGAGCCUGCAGCCCGCGACGCUCGAGGCCGUCAUGGCCGCGAGCGCGUGGGUGCAGGAAGUGUGCAAGGCGCGGGGGCUGACCGACAUCCUGACGCCGCUGAACGGGGCGAUGCAGCUGCUGAGCACGGUUUCGGACGCGGUCCCGUACGUGUUCCUGAUCACGGACGGCGCUGUGGACAACGAGCGCGAGAUCUGCAAGAGCAUGCAGGCGCACAUAGCGGCGGCGGGCUCGCGCGCUCCGCGCAUCUCGACUUUCGGCAUCGGGACGUUUUGCAACUACUUCUUCCUCAAGAUGCUGGCGAGCAUUGGGAGGGGCCUGAACGACGCUGUUUUCGAUACAGACCUCCUGAAGGAGCAGAUGGAGCGCAUGCUGGUCGCGGCGAGCGCCCCCGUGCUGACCAAUCUGACGCUGCGCAUCGAGGGCCUCCCCGAGUUCGAGGCGUACCCGGACCCCAUCCCCGACCUGUUUUGCGGUAACCCGCUCGUCGUGUCGGGCAAGUUCUCGGGGGAGUUCCCGGGCGUCCUCACGCUCAACGGGACGCUGCCGACGGGACAGGUGUACCAAACAACGGUGGCUGCGCAGUCCGCCCCCCAGAUCCCGCUGAGCAAGGUGUUCGUCAAGCAGCAGCUGGACCUGCUGACGGCGCGCGCGUGGCUGGCGCGCGACGACCGCCUGAAGCAGCGCGUCGUGGACCUGAGCGUCGCGGAGGGAGUGCCCUCGGAGCACACGGCGAUGGUCGGCUUCGAGACGACGCCCGAGAAGUACGACAAGCUCAAGGCGGACCGCCAAACCGGCAAAAAAACCAACCUGAAAAAGUAUGCGGUGACCAAGUACGCCGCGAUCGCGGUCGUCGGCGGGCUCGCGGUCGGCUUCGGCAGCGUCGCCGCGACCAUGGGCAACCUUCCGCUCGGGGACCUGGGCGGAAUUGGCGGCGACUUCGGCGGAAUGUGCGGCAACAUCUUCUGCUGCGACUGCGGCGACCUUUGCGGCUCGUGCGGGGACUUCUUCGAGGGCAUUGGCGGCUUCUGCUGCGGAUUUGUUGAGGGCGCAGGGGACACGUGUUCCUCGUGCUUUGACUGCAUAGGAGACGGGUGUGAAGGAAUUGGGGACCUGUUCGUGUGCCUGUGUUCGUGUGUUGGAGACGUACUGAGCUCGUGCUAGGAAGCGGUGAAUGGUGGCGAAUGGAAAGGUUAGGGGAGAACGGGUUAACGAGUUACAUGUGUAGCAAUGUAAGCUUAUAAGCGUUGCAGACGACUUGGUUGUUGUGUGAGAGAGGAGUCGAGUUGGGGGUCUUAGCAAUAGAGUUUGGGUCGGGGUCUUGUGACGAGGACGUAAGUAUAACGAUAUGGCAAAGGAGCCUGCACGAGGCUCGAUGUGUGAUAGUUUUGGAUGGCCCUUGGUCAUCGCCAGAACAGUUUGUACAUGGAGACACAAAGAGCAUUUUUUGAUUUUUUGGAUAGUUGCAGCUUCUAUAUAACUCUACUUUACCCAUAUCUUGCUAAUUGUAGUAAACAAAAACAGAGAACCUUAGUUCCGCAAUGUAACUUCUGACCAGAAAGUAAGUUUUUCUAAGUACUCCCUUGACCCUAAGCGCACUGCACUACAUGCUGAG
Molecule: messenger RNA, 3782 nt
Organism: Klebsormidium nitens
Lineage: Eukaryota; Viridiplantae; Streptophyta; Klebsormidiophyceae; Klebsormidiales; Klebsormidiaceae
Source: the annotation of a GenBank genome assembly